Messenger RNA from Solanum lycopersicum (tomato), 1103 nucleotides. RefSeq names its product expansin (gene EXPA8). NCBI's taxonomy places the organism in Eukaryota, Viridiplantae, Streptophyta, Magnoliopsida, Solanales, Solanaceae. Gene Ontology annotation, biological process: plant-type cell wall organization. Gene Ontology annotation, cellular component: extracellular region. The record is from RefSeq and is marked provisional.
CAAAAAGUAAUUUCUUAAUUUUCCACUAAGAAAUUAAAAUGGCAAAUAAUGUCAAUUUAGCAUUGGGAUUUAUAAUUGGUUUGUGUACAUUUUUCUCCAGUGCAAAUGGUUUCUCAGCAGAUUCUGGAUGGACAAGUGCUCAUGCCACAUUUUAUGGUGGAGCUGAUGCUUCUGGCACAAUGGGAGGUGCUUGUGGAUAUGGUAAUUUGUAUUCAACAGGAUAUGGUACUAGAACAGCAGCAUUGAGUACAGCAUUGUUCAAUGAUGGAGGAUCAUGUGGUCAAUGUUACAAAAUAAUUUGUGAUUACAAAUUAGAUCCUCAAUGGUGCAAAAAGGGAGUAUCAGUUACAAUUACAUCUACAAAUUUUUGUCCACCAAAUUAUAAUCUUCCUAGUAACAAUGGAGGAUGGUGCAACCCUCCACGUCCACAUUUUGAUAUGGCUCAACCAGCUUGGGAAAAAAUUGGCAUUUACAAAGGUGGCAUUGUUCCUGUUUUAUACAAAAGGGUACCUUGCAAGAAGCAUGGUGGAGUUAGAUUCACAAUAAAUGGAAGAGACUAUUUUGAACUAGUGUUGGUAAGCAAUGUAGGAGGGGCAGGAUCUGUUGAAUCAGUUCAAAUCAAAGGCUCAAACACAAAUUGGCUAACAAUGUCAAGAAAUUGGGGAGCAAGUUGGCAAUCAAAUGCAUAUCUUGAUGGACAAUCAAUAUCAUUCAAAGUUACUACUAGUGAUGGUGUCACAAAAACAUUCUUAAAUAUUGUUCCAUCUAGUUGGAAAUUUGGCCAAACAUUUUCAAGCAAAACUCAAUUCUGAUUUGUUAAAUGUUCGGUGAAUACGUUUUUAAUCAGAGGUCUUGAGUUUAUAGGGCAGCGGCAUGCUUACUUUUUACAUCAAGUAGCCCUCCCCAAAAAAAGAAUCAUUCUUAUUGAGGUAUAUUUUUGAGGAGUUGUUGGUUAAGUAAGCACAUGAAUGAACUAUAGUCCAAAUAAAGAUAGUGAAAAAAUUAGAAAUAACUAAUUAUUGGUGUAAGUAGGGGUAGUUCAAAAAAUUGUAUUUUUUUACUAUAUGAAAGGAUGAAUAAGAUAAGUUUGUUUAAGCUACAUC